UACUUGUAUGUCUGUAAUCCACGAUAUCUAUGACAUUCGUAAAAGAUUUUUAAUACGUAAUAUCUAAGUGUCUGUAUGUCAUAUUGUAUCUGCAUUGCGAAUAUAUGUAUAUAUAUUUAUAUGCAUGUGAAUAUAUACCAAGAAAAUUGUGAAAAAUUAAUAUUCCAGUGCAUGGAAUAGAAAUUUAAAUAUAAUUAUAGACAUUAAUCAGAAUCUGUCACAUUUAUAUAGUAACAAAGUAUUAUCUCUUACAUUGCGUUGAGCAAUACUAUUUUUACUUAUCUCUUUUUAAUAAUUUUUUAAUUAAAAGUUUUUCGUAAUUACGAAGUGCCCAUUUUUGGGCUUAAAAAGUUAUAAAAAUUGCGUAUAUUUCACGAGAAGAUAUGCCAGAUAGUGGUGCUGUUUAUCAACCUACGACAGUAGGUUAUACAUAUGAUAGCGGAGGUGAUGGUGCUGGAGGUGGUGGCAGUUUAAGAAGUGGUUUCUGGAGGAUCAUAUCAAGACAUAAACUUAGCUCUAGAAAAUGGUUUGAAUGGGUAUUACUCUCAAUUGCUUUAUCAUUUUUUAUUGCCGGUUUAACGACGAUGUUGGUCAGUUUUGUAUCAGAUGAUACAUCACAAGAAAAUAAAAUAAAGGUAAAUGAACAUCCAACAACAUCUGCAACAAGCAUUGAAGAACAUAUUGAAGAUGCAGCAAAAAGUUCCAUAGCCUUAAGUGCUAGCAUGAUUUUAGUAGGACUUCUAUUGGGCUUUGGUUGGGCUUGGUUGCGUUUCUUCCGUCGUGGUAAAUCUCCAAGAGGUGGAAUGGCUGGAAGUAGUGGUCAGAUGUUGGGCGGUUUGAAUCCAUCAACUGACUUGCUGGUGGGUUCCACUUCGCAGUACGGACCAGUACUUACGGAGCUCCCGAGUCAACUGAAGCUGAAGCAGACAAAUUCUCAUGAUACUCCAGCAAUACCACUUUCGGAUCAGGAAGAGGAAACGCGUACUUUAAUGCAGGAUUCUACAAUUCCUUCGGUUCUUUCUACUGGUCCUAAUACCAUUACUAAUCAAAUUCCAGGUUGAGUACAAAGGUUAAAUGCAUUAAUGUAUAGUAAGAACACAUGAUGUGAACACUUAUAAUUUUACAUGAAUCAAGUUUGAAUUGUAGUUUUUGCUAUUUUGCAAAUUGCGUGAUUUAUUUACUAAUAGGAAAAUUAUUUUUUUUUAAUUUUUUCUAGUAGUAAUUUUAAUUAAUGUUUAUUUUAUGAAUUUAUUUGAAUUUUCUGAAUGCCUGCAUUUAAAGUAUAAGAUGAUUUAUUUCUGUAAAUUAUCAGCACAAAUUUUAGCAUAUAACAUAUCAUUUACCAUAUUUUUUUUAAAUUUUAUUCAUUAAUUUUUAUGUAUACAUUCCUCCACUCCGUCCAUUAUCAUUGAUAAUAUAUUAGUUAAGCAUUGAAUCCAGAUAAUUAAUAAAUAAAAAAAUUUUUUUAAAUUUAUUUAAAAUAUGGUACUUUUAGAUAUUAUUUUUAUUAUUAUUUAAAUAUAAUAUGGCUUAAUAACAUUAAUAUCAGUUGUCUUGAUAUGAUAGUAAUUUAGUAAUUAGUCUGAUAAAUAUUAAUUGAUCUGAAUUGAUCAAUUAUGAAUAUAUGUAUAAAAAAAUAUUUUAUAUUAUUCUGCCCAGUUAAUAUAAUGGCAGUAUUACAUGUGACUGACAAUAUUUGUAACAAAGUAUUUGCUCAUUUAUAUAUUGAGAGAAAAAUGAGCUCUAAUACAUAAUUGUCUUAGCAAAAUAAAGGGAUAUGUAUAUAUUAGGAUAACAUAUAAAAAUUAUAAUGCAAAGCAAUUUCCUUUUUCAAAUUAAAUUGGAAUGGAUGUGUGAGAUAUGGAACAGUAAAAUACAUUGCACAAUUUUUGUUAUAUUACUUCAUUUUUUUUAUACUUAUGUUAUUUAUAGUUAGUUUUAUAUAAAAACAAUUUAAUUAAUAUAUAAGAUGAUUCUUGUAAUUAGAAAUUGUGUCUUUAUUUGAUUGUAGUUAGAAGAAAAGGAUAGAAAAAAAAAUGAAUAAUUCACAGAAAAUUAUAUUUAUUAAUUAUUUAUGUCGUAAGUUUAAUGAUACAUGUAUAUUUUGCAAUUAUGUUAUUUUUUAUAUAAGAAAUAUACAUCUCAACCUAUAUAAAAAAAAAAUAAAAUAAAAUAACAGUAAAAAAUGAUUGAUUUCGAUGUUCAAAAAGAAUAUCUUUAUCAAAAAAGAUAGUCAAAUACUUUGUGAUUUACUUUUGAUGUAAAUUCUUUACAUCAAAAAAGAAGAUCUAUCUAUAUUUUUUAUAAUCAAUAUUGCCAAUAUUUUUUUAUAAUGUUCCAUUAUAAAAUCAAAUAAUUUAAGUCAGAUUUAAAAUAUUUUCAAUAAUAUGAUUCUAAUUACAUAAUCAUAUAUGAUAUAAUAUAAUGAUAAAUAUUUCAUUAUAUAUUUUUUGAUAACAUGGUCAGCAUAUUCAUUCGAUUUAAAUGUGAACAUUUUAGAUUUUAUGUUUAAAAAAUAAUAUAUAUUUAUGUUUCUAAACUCUGUAUAAGAAAAAUAUAUUAAAAUAAUUGCAAAAUAAUAACUAAAAAUUAUUAUUCAGUUAAUAAUUUUUAUUAAUUCAAUUAAUGUUGAGAAUGUAAAAAAAAAUGUAUUUUAAUAAAGAUAUUCUUUUAAAAUAUUUCGCAAAUUAAUAAUGUUUUACUUAUUAUUUAUAACAUUUAUAAUAUUAUAUAUUAUUUAGAAAAAUUAUAUCAUUUAAAAAAAAUAUGGUUGUGAAAAUAUGUCCUUUUUGAAGCAUUCUUUAAAUAUUUUCAUCUAACUUCAACCAAAAAAGAUAUACAAACUGUUUCAGUUAUAUGUAUAAUAUAUGUAUAUUCUAUAUACAUAUAUAUUACAAUAAAAAUACAUUUUUAUAAAUAUUUUAAAGUUUUGAUGAAAUUUUGGACUCUGUUUUACUAAUUUUUGGUAUAUCAAUAGACUAAUAUUGUGUAUAUACAUAUAAGAUAAUCUGUGGUUAAGAUGUUCUGAUUAUCAGGUACAAAUUUUAAAUAAUUAUUGAAAUAUUUUUAAAUAAUAUACAAUUUUUAUUUAUAUGUAACUUUAUUUAUUAUUAAAAUUACAUUUAAGACAAAAAAACAAUUUUUUUGUGUAUUAGAAGUACAAUUAUUAAUGAAUAAUGUCAUUUAAUUUUUCUUUAUUAUGAAUAUUUUAUUUAUUAAAAAAUCUUAUGAUUAUGAAUAUUUAAAGCAUAAAAAUUAAACAAAUCUUAAUUUUUCUCUGGAUUCAAUGCUAUCAUAGAAUGAAUAUAAAUUAACAAUUAUUUCAAUGAUUUACGUGAAAUCCGUACUAUUUUAAUUAUUGAUUUAUUCAUUUAUGUAACUAUUCUUAUUACAUGAGAAAAAUAAACGAUUAAAAAAUUGUAUUAAUAUAAA
Messenger RNA from Apis cerana (Asiatic honeybee), 3432 nucleotides. RefSeq lists its product as uncharacterized. NCBI's taxonomy places the organism in Eukaryota, Metazoa, Arthropoda, Insecta, Hymenoptera, Apidae. The record is from RefSeq and is a predicted model, not a curated record.